AUUUGGCGGAUCGGAGCGAGAGCUGUGCCUGAGGAGAGAAGACGAAGCAGUGGACUCGGUAGCGAGAGCGGAGUUGGACGGAGGAGGAUGGGGGUCGUAGACCCCAAAGUGGACCACUGCAAUGUUAGCAACUACGCUACGUACAACACGCUGUCCUGGAUCGUGGCCGGCCAGUUUGCACUGGGUCUGCCUCUCAACCUGUCUGUCCUCUACAUCUUCAUCUUCAGGUUCAAGUUCUGGAAGAACAAGAGCGUCUUCCUUUUCAACAUUGUGGUGGCAGAUUUCCUGCUGGUGGCGUGUCUUCCUGCCAAGGCCUACCACUACCAGAUGGGCCAGCGGUGCAGCCCCAACUACGUCACGUGCAAGACCAUGCUCUUCAUGCUCUUCCUCAACCGCGGCGCCAGCAUCGCCUUCCUGGUCGUGCUGUCCAUCGACCGCUACUUCAACGUGGUCCACUUGGGCAGGGGGAACUUCGUCAAAGUCCUGAAGAGGUCCCCCCAGAUCUCAGUGGUCAUUUGGCUGCUCCUGCUGCCCCUCACCAUUCCCACCAUGCUCAACACCUUUGAGUGCUGUAACAGCCACGGCCGAAUCCACGAGACCUUCUAUCACGACGUGACGGACACCUUCAGAGAGUUGGUCUUCUUCACCCAAAUCCUAAUCCCCUUCAUCAUCCUGGUCUACUGCACGGCGCGCAUCGUCCACCGGCUGAGGAAGAAGACGGUGGGUGACCAGCGCAAACUGAGGCGAGCGACGUGCGUGGUCAUGUCCGUGGUGGGGCUCUUCUCCGUCUGCUUCUUGCCAUCCACCAUCGCCCGGGCGGUGCUGCUGGCCGCGCGGCUGACGAGGCCGGAAGUGGAGGGUCUGGCGGCUCAGGCGUACGACAGCCUCAUGGUUCUGUCCAACAUCGACUGCCUGCUGGACCCGCUGGUCUACUGCUUCUGUUACUCAGGCUUCAAGGACGCCUACAUUGCCACUUUCUGUCCCACUUUCCUGCAGAAGAGGCUGCUGACAUCGGAGUUUGGCUCGGGGAUGGGAACCAUGACCACAACCACAAAUUCUGGAGCCAGAACCGCUUCCUUGCCGAUGAUAGUGAAAUUAUUUUAUUCAUGAUGAUAACGUCACUGAAAUAUCUAGUGGUUAGAUUAUUUUACUAUUAUUUGUAUCACUUCUAAUACAUCUAAUUAUUCGAUCUUAAAAAUGAUGAAUAUGUUAAUAAAAUAGAAACAAUUUUUAGAAAAGACUGUAUUGUACUUAUGAAUGUGAGUGUGAAUGGUUGUUUGUCUAUAUGUGCCGUGAUUGGCUGGCGACCAGUCCAGGGUGUACCCCGCCUCUCGCCCGAAGACAGCUGGGAUAGGCUCCAGCACCCCCGCGAGGAAAAAGCGGUAGAAAAUGAAUGAAUGAAUGUAUUGUACUUUCUAUUCCAGAGAAUAUGCAAAAGUUAUCAGGUUCGUCAGCAUAUUAUUAUAGAUUAUUUUAACUUAUUGUGAGUUUUAUUUUCAUUCUUUUAUUGUUGUCAUUGUCUAUUGUUACAUUCAGGCACAUUAUUUCACUCCUAAAAAUUGAAACGCAAGCCGAGUCGGCGCAGUGACGUCACACAGCUAACAUAAUUAACAAACGCCACAAGCUAGCAGAAGUAGCUAACUUACCAUCAGCCGAUACCCUUCUUCAGCACUUCUUCCCUCUUGGACGUUCGUCUUUUCGCCCAAACUGACAUGUUUGUCGUCCAUGUGUCAGACAAACGAAGUAUAAAGUAGUUUCCAUUUGACACUUGACAACGUCGUCUAGGCCCGUGUUUCCCAGUCGGACAUCAUUUAGGAUGGGACCCUAUCGGAAAACAGUUACCAGGACGACGAGCUCACCUCCUGUGCUCGUCAGAACAUAAACCGGUUAAACUCGUUCCUGCUUGACUUUUAGCUCAGUAAAUCUCCACCGCGUCAUGUAUUUUUCUUUUUUCACUUUCAGGCGUUUGACACUGAUUUAUUAAUGUGCUUGUUAUUGUCGUAAUUGUCUGUCAGCAGUUUCAUGAUGAUUCUUGGCAGCUCCUUAAUGUUAAUGAUUGAUUUUAUAGCAGCUGUUUAACAGCUUGUUUGUAAUUGGCUGUUCAGGCACGUAGGAAUAUAUCUGCCAUAUGAAAUAAUAUGUAAAGAUACACGUGAAUAUCUUCAUACAGUAAUUAUUAAUGUAAGACUGUGUACAAGGGAGAGGCUAUUCGGAGUCUCUGCUGCCCUCUAGUGACAUUAAGUGGAAGUGAAAAAGUAAAUAUAAUCAUUCAUUCAUUUUCUACCGCUUAUUCUCACGAGGGUCCGGGGGUGCUGGAGCCUAUCCCAGCAGUCCGGAGUGCGCCCUGGGCUGGUGGCCAGCCAAUCACAAUAUCAUGAGCAAUAAAACAAAGUCGAACUGACGUAAAAAGAAAGAGCAGAUGAUGAUAUGAUGCAUAUUUUAAAUGACUUGAAUGUUGCUGUUAGUUUUAGCAAGAUGGAACUCGCAGGCACACAUUCCAUGUACAGAAACAAAUAUAUGCAAGUUCAUGUCAACUGUGUAGUUGACAUUUAAACACGAACAUAAUCAAAUAUAUUUAAAGAUACAUGGUCAUUGCAGCAUAGAUCGCAGAAGAAAAACCUGCUUUGAGCGCUUUUGAAUGAAC
This is a messenger RNA of Doryrhamphus excisus (bluestripe pipefish), 2644 nucleotides long. RefSeq names its product 12-(S)-hydroxy-5,8,10,14-eicosatetraenoic acid receptor-like. Gene Ontology annotation, biological process: G protein-coupled receptor signaling pathway. Gene Ontology annotation, cellular component: membrane. Gene Ontology annotation, molecular function: G protein-coupled receptor activity. The record is from RefSeq and is a predicted model, not a curated record. NCBI's taxonomy places the organism in Eukaryota, Metazoa, Chordata, Actinopteri, Syngnathiformes, Syngnathidae.